Messenger RNA from Aspergillus calidoustus, 1560 nucleotides. The record is from the annotation of a GenBank genome assembly. Lineage: Eukaryota; Fungi; Ascomycota; Eurotiomycetes; Eurotiales; Aspergillaceae.
AUGACCGCUCGUCGAGAAUCUGAUCCUGCCAGUCCGACUGCUGCCCUUCACGAAACUACGCCGCUGAAUCGUGGCGCUGAUCUUAAUGCGUCUUCCGCGUAUAGACUGAACGCCAAUGUAUUGAACCGUGCUAUCCAGGAUAUUGGAAUGGGACGAUACCAAUGGCAGCUAUUUGGAGUCGUCGGAUUUGGUUGGGCCUGCGAUAACCUGUGGCCUAUCGUCACGUCCCUUGUACUCGUUCCGGUCACGUACGAAUUUGACGUUUCAAAACCACCUCUCUUGCUUCUGGCACAGAAUAUAGGCCUCCUUGUCGGCGCACUGUUUUGGGGGUUUGGCUGUGACAUCUUCGGGCGGCGUGUAGCCUUCAACAUGACGAUUGGGAUAACCGCUGUCUUUAGUCUGGCCGCAGCAUGGUCGCCUACCUUUGUCGCACUCUGUGUCUUGUCAGCUCUCUGGUCGACAGGUGUGGGCGGCAACCUUCCCGUGGACUCGGCCAUCUUCCUCGAGUUUUUGCCAGGCUCGCACCAGUACCUUCUUACCGUAUUAUCGAUCAAUUGGGCCCUUGCUCAGCUACUAGCCAAUCUCGUCGCAUGGCCGUUGGUGGGUAACUUCACCUGUCCUUCCGCCGAUGACUGUGUCAGAUCUGACAAUAUGGGAUGGCGGUAUUUUCUCGCUACAAUGGGCGGAUUGGCCUUGGUUAUGUGCAUCACUCGGUACUUCUUUUUUACUCUCCUCGAGUCUCCCAAAUACCUCAUGGGCAAGGGAAAGCAUUACCAAGCCGUUGCCGUCGUCCACGAAGUAGCACGACGUAAUGGAAAGAGCAGCAAUCUGACUGCAGACGAGCUGCACGAUUGCACCGAUGACGGAGAUGGGCAGGGCUCUCACUACCACCGCCGAGGCUUAGGCUUUGUUGAGCAGGUGAAACUCCGCUUAGAGCCUCUUGCUUUUACCCGUCUCCAUUCUUUGUUUUCGACCCGACACCGUGCAUGGACAACAGCGCUAUUGAUACUUAUUUGGGGGAUGAUCGGUCUUGCGUUCCCAUUGUACAACGCUUUUUUACCCUACCUCCAGCACCAACGUGGUAUAGAGUUUGGGGAUGGGUCGACUUCGUUGACGUACCGCAACUCACUGAUUAUCGCGGUAGCAGGGGUUCCCGGCAGUCUUGUCGGGGGCGUUAUGGUCGAGUUGCCGCAAUUCGGGCGUCGAGGCACACUUGCGCUAGCAACAAUAAUGACAGGGGUGUUCCUCCUAGCCUCUACAUCGGCCACAACCUCGUCAGCCUUGUUGGGCUGGAACUGUGCUUACGGAUUCAGCAGCAGUCUUGUCUACGCUGUUCUCUACGCGUAUACACCGGAGAUCUUUGAGACGAGAAAUCGGGGCACAGGUAACGCGCUCGUGAGUGCGGCGAAUCGGCUUGGUGGGAUCAUGGCACCUCUUGUGGCCCUUGGGGCUGACUUGCAGACCACUGUACCGAUAUAUAUCAGCGGCGCGAUAUUUUUAGUAGCUGGCUGGUUGGUUACACUGAUUCCAUACGAAUCGCGAGGACUGGCAAGCGAUUAG